AUGAAUACAUCAGAUAGUAACUUUGAAAAUCAAGAAGACUCUCCAUGCCAAAUUAAGUUUGAUGGAGAGGACAAAUCAUUGGAAAAUCAAGUCGAUGUCUCAGCCAAAAUUACUGCAGAAGAUCUGACAAUGAUCUUGGAAAAAAUCGAGAAAAUUGAGCAGAAACUAGAACGCAAAAUUGAUGAUAUAUCUCUCGAAGUAUGCAAAUUUCAAGAUGCCGACAGCUUUGCAUUAACAUUGUCACGAGAGCAUAUCUCUUUUAUUAAACAUGAAAAUGUACAGCUAAAAGCGGAAAAUGUCCACUUAAAAAGAGAACAGGAAAAUGCUACUCUUGUAAUGUCGGAUCUCAACGAGCAUGUAAAGUUGAUGGGAGAAGAAAAACAGAGCUUAAUUACUGCAUUAAAAAUUCUGAAAAACAAUGAAAUUGAUGAUGGCAUGAACAAAAGAUGGCAUAUUGCAUCGGAUAGAAAACAACAGAAGGUCCCACAGUUCAGACCAAUCGAAGUAUCAACUGACAGUGAAGACAAUUAUCUUUCAACAAACAGAUAUUCGGAACUUACAGAUGAAGCCCUAUUAAUUAAACGAGCAACAACUCGAAGAGACAUCCCAAAAAACGAGCAACAAAUUAAAGUGAUAUCCCAGCCAAGGACUAACCAAACAAACAUGCCGCGGGGUCAACAAUCAAGUAAACUGCCUGGUCAAAAACCAAGCAGACGCAAAAACAAAGCUAGCGAUCAACGGGAACAACCAACCUCGUACCCAGGGUUCUCUUUCUGUGGCCGAGGGCUGAAGAGAACCCUGGCAAAGGCUGCAGAGCAUUACGUAAUAAGUUAUUUUUUCCCCGGGGGGGUUAUCAAUUAG
This is a messenger RNA of Paramuricea clavata, 861 nucleotides long. The record is from the annotation of a GenBank genome assembly. NCBI's taxonomy places the organism in Eukaryota, Metazoa, Cnidaria, Anthozoa, Malacalcyonacea, Plexauridae.